This is a messenger RNA of Oreochromis aureus, 2386 nucleotides long. RefSeq names its product malic enzyme 1, NADP(+)-dependent, cytosolic (gene me1). Gene Ontology annotation, cellular component: mitochondrion. The record is from RefSeq and is a predicted model, not a curated record. Gene Ontology annotation, biological process: malate metabolic process; pyruvate metabolic process. The transcript has 14 exons. Gene Ontology annotation, molecular function: malate dehydrogenase (decarboxylating) (NAD+) activity; malate dehydrogenase (decarboxylating) (NADP+) activity; NAD binding. Lineage: Eukaryota; Metazoa; Chordata; Actinopteri; Cichliformes; Cichlidae.
CAGUAACCUGGUGACAGUUGCCGAGUCAGGUAAGACGGAGGUACUUUGCUCAUAACGAGACCUUCGGUUAAUUACAAUAAAACACUGAUAAAAGAGACUUUGGCUCUUGUUGAGCUGAGAGACUCCCCGAGCGGCAGACGUGAAGACCAGAUCUCUGCGGCUGGACCUGCGCAUCCACUUGUUGAGUAAACAGCAGUUCACGGGGCUCGCUCUAUUUAAAGCGACAACAACAUGGCACACGGACUAGUCAGACGAGAGUCAGUGGAAACGGAGAUGCACAGGUCCGAGGACAAGGGGAAGAACUUCGUUCACACCAAGAAGAGGGGCUACGAUGUGACGCGAAACCCCCACCUGAACAAGGGCAUGGCUUUCUCCCUGGAGGAGCGUCUCCAGGUGGGGAUCCACGGCCUGCUGCCUCCCUGCUUCGCCAGUCAGGACAUGCAGCUGCUGCGAGUGCUCAAGAACUAUGACAUGAAGAGAGAUGACCUGGACAGAUAUGUGUUCCUAAUGGGGCUCCAGGACCGCAAUGAGAAGCUCUUCUAUCGGGUGCUGUUGUCAGACAUCGAAAGGUUUAUGCCCAUCAUUUACACCCCCACUGUGGGUCUGGCCUGCCAGCAGUAUAGCCUCAUAUUCCGAAGGCCUAGGGGGCUGUUUAUCACUAUUCACGACCGUGGUCACAUUGCUUCAAUACUACAGAACUGGCCAGAAAAGGACAUAAGGGCUGUGUGCGUGACGGAUGGAGAGAGGAUCCUCGGGCUGGGGGACCUCGGCUGCAAUGGCAUGGGAAUCCCAGUUGGCAAGCUGGCCCUUUACACAGCCUGUGGAGGUAUGCCACCACAGCAGUGCCUACCUGUCAUGCUGGACGUUGGCACAGACAAUGAGGCUCUGCUGAAAGACCCUCUCUACAUUGGACUGAGACAUAAGAGAGUGCGAGGCCAGGCCUACGAUGACCUGCUGGAUGAAUUUAUGAAGGCUGUAUCAGACAGGUAUGGAAUGGACUGCCUGAUUCAGUUUGAAGAUUUUGCCAAUGUGAACGCUUUCCGCCUGUUGAGCAAGUACCGCAACAAGUACUGCACAUUCAACGAUGACAUCCAAGGUACUGCUGCAGUAGCAGUAGCAGGACUACUGGCCGCCCUUCGCAUCACCAAAAGCAAAAUGAGUGACCAUACCAUUGUGUUCCAAGGGGCAGGAGAGGCAGCGAUGGGGAUUGCUGAACUGAUCACCAUGGCCAUGGUGAAGGAGGGGCUCUCCAAAGAGGAGUGCAUGAGAAAGAUCUGGAUGGUUGAUUCUAAAGGUCUCAUUGUCAAGGGUCGGGACCACCUGACUCAUCUAGAGAUUAAAAUAUGAAUUACAUGAAAUAAGCAAAUACAGAUGAAUGAUUAAUAGGAGGAUGUUUUUAAGGAAAUGAAACCUACAGCUAUCAUAGGUGUGGCAGCUGUUGCUGGAGCCUUCUCUGAGCAGAUCAUCAGGGACAUGGCCUCGUUCAAUGAAUGCCCCAUCAUCUUUGCCCUCAGCAACCCGACCAGCAAAGCUGAAUGUACUGCUGAACAGUGCUAUACAUUCACAGAGGGGCGUGGCAUUUUUGCCAGUGGUAGUCCAUUUGAUCCCGUGACACUGCCUGAUGGGAGGACCUUCUACCCUGGUCAGGGAAACAAUGCCUACAUCUUCCCUGGUGUGGGCUUGGGUGUUACUGCCUGCUCAUUACCGCACAUUACUGAGGAAAUAUUCCUCACUGCAGCAGAGGCUCUUGCUCAGCUGGUGACUGAGGAGGACCUGGCAGAGGGAAGACUGUAUCCUCCUCUCAGCACCAUCAGGGAUGUCUCUUUCAAGCUGGCAGUCAAGAUCAUGGAGUUUGCCUACAAGCACAACAUGGCCACUUUCUAACGCCCUGAACCGUUAUGGUUUAAUAUUGUUUUGUGAGGUUAUACGAUUCACUGUCAGGACAGCUCUGACUAUGAUGACUUUGUUGUUGACUCGUACCGCUGGCCUGAGGACAGCAUGACUGUGCAGUCAUGCAAACUUUAAUGCACUGGACAUAGAGACCAGGCAAACCCUGGGAAGGCAUGGUGACUACUGAUGUGCACUGUCAUCAUCAAGAUGUGAUGUUGGGAUAUGAGAGAAGCUCUGUUUAGAAUUUUCUUAUUGAUAUGCGUUACUGUGAAAUAAGUGACGACAACAUAUAAAUAUCGAAAAGCACUGGAAUGUUUAAAAAAGUACUGGAAGACAAAGCAGUCAUGAAGUGUUGUACCAAAGGCAUCUUUUCACAAUAAUCUGAGGAAAGUCCUUCACGGGUUACUUUUAAUUGUACUGUAACAUGAUGUUGCAUUAUGACUGUACCAGUGGAAAUCAAAAAAUUCUUUGUCAAAUAAACAUUGUUUGAUUAAUA